UUCAUGAUCCAUAAAUAACACUCCAAAUCAUCAAUCUCUACUACUGAUCCUGAGAGAGAUAGUGGAAAGAACAUCAACGGCUUCAAAACCCACCUUCUUCUCUCUCAUCUGAUCCACCGGCACCGUCGACGACAUGUCAAAGGAAUGCGUUCACCAUAGCAAGAAACGGCCAAAGCUAAUCCGGCGAAUCUACGCCGGAAUCCUUAUUUUCCUCUUCCUCGUCCUCCUCACAAUCCUCCUAAUUUGGGCCAUUCUUCAGCCUACAAAGCCCAAAUUCAUCAUCCAAGACGCCACCGUCUUCCUCUUCAAUGUCACCGCCGCUAACUUCAUCUCCUCCAGUAUCCAAGUCACCGUAUCCUCCCGGAACCCUAACGACAAGAUCGGAGUCUAUUACGACCGCCUCGACGUCUACGCCGUUUACCGGAACCAACAGAUCACUCUUCGUACAGUCAUUCAACCUACCUACCAAGGCCACAACGAUCUCAAUAUCUGGUCUCCAUUCCUCGUCGGUAACGACGUUCCGAUCUCUCCGUACAACGGCGCCGCUCUGAAUCAGGAUCAGGCCGUUGGUACCGUCCAGUUGUCGAUCAAACUUGACGGUCGCGUCCGAUUCAAGGUCGGUACCUUCAUCUCCGGCCGCUACCAUCUCAAUGUAGACUGUCCGGCGGCAAUCAUGUUCGGAAAUCCUACCGCCGGUAUUAUCGUCGGUAAUAACGCCGUUAAAUAUCAGUUGGUGCGGCCGUGCAGCGUCAGUGUAUAAGCUCCGUUAUUGCCGUCAGAAUUCUUGCUCUCCGUUCUCUCUCUUAACGCCGUUAGUUUCGAUUUUUCUCCGUCUUUUUUUUUUUAUUUUUUUUUUUUAAAAUUUAGACGAUACGUUGGGAUAAAGAGUCUAUGAAUUGUAAAUUUUUCCAAAGAAUAAAAAGUGAAAAUAAUAUAGUAAUUAAAAUUAUUAAUGUGAAUUUGUAUAAAAGAGAGCAAAAAUUUAAAGGUCGGUGGCAAAUUGUGUAAUUUUGUGUUAAAAGUUGUAUUUAAUAUUUAUAAUGGAAAAAUUUUAAUAUAAUGUUUUAAA
Benincasa hispida (wax gourd) is the source of this 1069-nucleotide messenger RNA. RefSeq names its product NDR1/HIN1-like protein 1. The record is from RefSeq and is a predicted model, not a curated record. Gene Ontology annotation, biological process: defense response to other organism. Gene Ontology annotation, cellular component: plasma membrane; plasmodesma. NCBI's taxonomy places the organism in Eukaryota, Viridiplantae, Streptophyta, Magnoliopsida, Cucurbitales, Cucurbitaceae.